Spinacia oleracea (spinach) is the source of this 1833-nucleotide messenger RNA. Its product is annotated as xylan glycosyltransferase MUCI21-like. Gene Ontology annotation, molecular function: glycosyltransferase activity. The coding region runs from base 284 to 1588 and encodes 434 amino acids. The transcript has 3 exons. Lineage: Eukaryota; Viridiplantae; Streptophyta; Magnoliopsida; Caryophyllales; Amaranthaceae. The record is from RefSeq and is a predicted model, not a curated record.
CAUGGAGUAAAGCAAAAAAAUGGCCCACUCUGAAAUCUCAAUAGUUUGUUUUUUUCCUAAAUACAGUUUCAUAUUUAUACUUAUACUGAGUAUAAACUUAAGAGAUCCCUCAAAUACGACUUCGUACAACUACUAGUCUCCUUACUCCCUCCCUCCGAUCCUCUCUCCACCGUGUCCGGACUAAAGAAGGCCGGUGUAUAAUUCUGCAUCAGAUCAAUAACUCAAAAUAAAUCAAAGGCCGGGAGAAACCAUAAAUGAAGAGAACACUAAGGAUAGAGAUACUAUGUUUUGUGUUCAUGUUAAUCGUUGCUGUCCAAUUAUCCCUGUUGCUCAUAACGAGAGUAACUUCACCAACAAACCAAGUGUAGGACAAGAGUUGUUGGGCAAGAAAGCAAAGUCAUGGGAAUUAAUCCAAUCACUACAAGGUGAGGCAAUCAUAUGUGAUCGAUCCCAUGACAACUAUGAGUGGUGUUUCCUGAACCGUCCAAGCAUAUUGGAUAAAAAUUCAACAACAUUUUCCACCAUUGGAUCACAGUCUGGAAACUCAACAGAGAAAAUUCGUCCAUACCCUCGAAAAUGGGAGAAGUUGACCAUGUCACUUGUAAGUGAAAUAACUCUUACAACUUGGUCAAUUGAAAAACCUUGUGAAAUUUACCACGAAACCCCUGCCUUAGUGUUCAGUGUUAGCGGCUAUACUGGCAAUUUCUUCCAUGACUUUAACGACGGCAUUAUACCUCUCUAUAUCACACUUAACACUCUAUUUCCUGAUCAAGAUGUUACACUUGUUAUCGCUGAUUUUACCAAUUGGUGGUAUAGCAAGUAUGAGGUCUUAUUAAGAGGCUUCACUAAACAACCUGUUAUUAACCUUAACAACCAAACAUCCACCCAUUGUUUCACUUCUGUUGCGGUAGGACUUAUAUCACAUGGUCCAAUGACUAUAAAACCUAUUCAAAAUCCGUACAAAAAGUCAUCAUUUCUAGACCUACGUUCUUUAUUUGAGAUUGCUUAUAGCAAGUGUUCUGCUACACUACCGCCCCCUCUGGAGGCGGGUAAGCCUAGGAUUGUGUUCAUGAGCAGGACUGGAAAUGUUGGCCGUGUUAUAUUGAACCAAGACCAAAUCAUAGAGGCUGUGAAAAAGGCAGGGUUUGAUGUUGUGUUAUUCCAACCAACAAAAUUCACAUAUUUGUGUGACGCAUAUAGACUUAUUAAUGGAAGUCAUGGAAUGAUAGGAGUACAUGGUGCUGCCCUCACACAUUCACUCUUCCUUCGACCGGGCUCCGUGUUCAUCCAGAUCGUGCCACUUGGCAACGACUGGUUGGCGGAUUCUUACUUCAAAAAUUUGGCAACAGGCUUGAGAUUUCAGUAUUUGGAGUAUAAGAUAAGGCCAGAAGAGAGCAGCUUGGCUAAGAUUUAUGGGUUGAAUCAUGUAAUUCUCAGGAAUCCAAAUCUAAUCAUUAGAGGAAAUUGGUCUGCCUUGGAUACUAUAUAUCUCAAGAAACAAGAUGUUAACUUAGAUUUCAAUAGGUUUAGGAUGUAUUUGGAAAUUGCAUUUUCUAAAGCAAACAUGUUUUUGGACAAGAGGGGCUAGCUAGAUGAUUGUCGGACUUUUUAUUUUUGGUGACAUGAAACAAAUUAUGAAAAUUACAUUAAGCUAACUUUAAUCUGUUUUGAUUAUUAUGUUUGUACAUUAGGAAGUGGCUUUUCAGACAAAUGAUAUUUUAGCCUACGAAUUAAAAUCAGGGCUUUGUAUAUUUGUCACAAGUUUGAAUCUCCCUUGUGGUAAUUUUUGAUCUUUUUGGGUAAUUUUACAUCCAUCUCAUCUUAUUUACCGUG